UUGAGUGGAAUGAAAAACGUCGUGUUCUCUGUGAUGCCUCAAGGGUGUUGUUGGACAUGCUCUCGCGACAUUAGCCAUGACGUCCCUUCUCGCAUCUGUGUUUAUGCUCCUCCUCGUAGGUAUCUCAGCAGUGGAAUCUCAAGGUAAAGAAAUUGAUGAACUUCUCGUAGACAAUGAAGCUGACAGCUACGUACCUGUCACAGGCAAGCAGAAAAAAAUUCGAGGCCUAACUUCUACGUGCUGCAUGAUGACAACAGGUUCAUGUCGUUCUACAUGCGAAGAGAUUUCUCUAACAGAUAUGGCAACAAGUAAUGAUGAGAGAUGGCAUUAUAUUGCUAAACUAAAUUCCUUUUGUUCUCACCAACUCGUUAGAUUUUGGAUUUGUAUGAAUGAAACUCUUGCAGAAAUUGAUAAAGCGCAAGGAUUUUUUGGAAGACCUUGUUGCACUCUUCCACAGUCAGAAGCCUGCAUAAUGCUAUGUCUUAAGGCAAAUGAGAGAGAAGAUCUGGGUUCUGCGUGCCGUCCAAGUGAUGAAAUCACGUUCUUCGCGUGCCUUGACAGACAAGAAGUGGGUCAACAAUGUUGCAGUAGAGCAAUGAAGCCAGAGUGCUCUAAUGCAUGCAAAGAACUAUUUGCUAGUACAACAGAACCAUCCGUACAACUGCGUACUUACGUAACCAACAUGUGUUCUCAUGACAGUCCAGCAGUUUCGAAGUGUGUUCAAAACUACACUCUUAUCACACCGGCUGAAAAUCCAGCAAGGAAUCUUCAUUGCUGUGAUAAAGCUACCAGUGAAGAAUGCAAAUUUGCAUGCCGGAAAAUUUUGACGACGCAAAACAUAGGACAAGAAAUUGUGGAUAAUUUGAUCGCCGGGGGAUGCGGUUUACCUAUGCCUCACGACAAAUUAUGGCAAUGUUUCUUGACUAAUGCUGAUUCUGCUAAGCCUGAACCUAAGUCGGUUUCUCAUCUCGAUAAUAUGGGAAUGGACAGUGCUAAACUCCAGUGCUGUUUCCGUGCUGCAACUUUGACUUGCCAGAGACUGUGCAUAAAGACAUAUAGUAAUGAAUGGGAAUUAACCUGGGGAGAAUUUGAUCGGCAAUGCCAGUACCAACUAGGAGAAUCUGCCAUGUUAAGAUGUCUAGCCGAAGUCGAGGAACCUUGCGAAUUGGGAUGUGAGGGUCUCAGUUACUGCACUAACUUCAAUCAUCGACCGACCGAACUCUUUCGCAAUUGCGACAGCCGCACAGACCAAGCUGCGAAACACGAUGUGGACCUAUGGCAUCAGGGAAUCAUACGGAUGCCUACUAUAGACAUUCCAGUCUUGGAUAUUGCCAAUUGUUUCCCAGAUACAUGGAAGACUAUAGCUUGUGCUCUACAGAUCAAACCCUGUCAAUCGAAAGCUCAUGUUAAUAUGAUUUGCAGGACCGAUUGUAUUAAAAUACUAAGUAACUGCGUAGAUAGAAGCAGAUUAUUAGACACACAGAGUCCAUCUAGCCUGUGUGAUGUUCUUUCUCCUCCAGGAAUUAAUUCUCCCUGCAUAUCUCUGGAACCUUUCUUGGAGGAAAGCAAGUACAAGCAUACUGCCACUGAUGUUACUCACCCAUGUAAAGCGAAGACAUGUGGAGCGAAUGAAGUGUGUCUUGUAAAUCGCAGCUGUAAUUUUGGAGAAGUCUGUGCUCCUUUCGUCUGUGUACCAGGUUGUAGAAUGGGUGCCGUGUCACAGUUGGUUGUACCGGGAGGAACUUAUACACAAAUACCGAGAUUAUACAGAGGAAAGCAUUGCAAUUCUGUUUGCUAUUGUAACAAGCAAGGAAUGAUUGAAAACUGUAUUGCUAUGCCUUGUAUUAACAAAGGACAUUGCUCAGUUCUUGGGAAGGAGAUACCUCAUCAAGGUCAAUAUUUUGGAAAUUGCACGGUGUGCUACUGUUUUGCAGGAGAGCUGAGAUGUGCAAGAGUUUGCAAGCUAGAUUCCUUAACAAAUGCAAAUAUGGAACUUAUAUCAGGUCCACUGUGUACGUGUUCUUUGCAUUAUUCUCCAGUCUGUGGACUAAAUGGAAAGACAUACAGAAAUCCAUGUGCUGCGAGAUGUGCUGGUUUAAGGAAUAACCAAUUCAGAUCUGGAUCUUGCUCUGAUUUUGAUCCAUGCAAAGAGAACACCUGUGGGAGCAGGAAAAAGUGUGUUCCAAGAAAACAAGUUUGCCUGAGCUUCAAGAGAAAAUGUUCACAGUACAUCUGCGCAAACAAAGAUAACUGUGAAGAUAAGCCGUAUUCUCCUGUUUGUGAUACAGAUAAUGAUGAACAUCCAAACAUCUGUUUAUUGCUUGAGAAGAAGAGAAAGCUUGCUUAUUUUGGAAAAUGUCUGGCAAAAUGUCAGCGAAAAGGUAAAGUUUGCGGACACGACGGCCAUGAAUACUCCAGUGAGUGCGCUGCAUGGGCUGAAAAGAUAUCCAUCGACUACAGAGGACCCUGUGUCCGACGUCGUCCUGUACAUGAGGAUAAAGAUGGCUGUUCCAGAGUUAUGUGCCAACCUUUGCCAUCAGAGCAAUGCAGUAAAAUAUUUCCUCCUAAUGCCUGCUGCCCUAUCUGCGGAGCUGCUAUCAAGCUAGUAUACAGUCAGCGACUUCUGGAUGAAGUGGUGGAUGCUAUACGCUCAAUAGAUGCAGCAACUAUGCUCAAAGUAGCCAAGAAACUUCAAGAGCAUGUGAAAACUGCAGAAUGCGAUGUCAGUGCUUACAUGGACGAAGACUCGACGAUCAUUGCUAUCAUCUCUCCAAACGUUCCACGACCUUCUCCUCUUUUAAUUGAAGCAUGUGCUCAGGAAGCCACAAAACUACAUUCUUUAGUGGAGCAAAGGAGUCCAACUCUAGUCACUGAAUUUCCGCUCUGACCAGCAGCUUUCUAAUAGAACCAGUGUCUAAGGGAAAAAGUUCUGGUCCUUUCAUGUUCCUGCAUGUUUUACUUCAAAUUGCAAGCGCCGUGUUAGUUCUGAAUGCUUUGUUAGGUUACAAUAUCACGUGAAACUUCAAAAUGGUUGAGAAAGUUUUCAAAUUUAAUGCUGUUAACAAACCAAGACUGCAGGGGAAAAAAUUGUAAAUAGAUAUGAGUUGUUCAUUUUUAUUUUGAAAAAUUACAGAACUGAUACUCUCAUAUCGAUGAAUCAUAUCGUCCAAUCAAAUCAUCUACAUGUGACUGUCAGCAUAGAAAGUUUCAAAAACAGUUUGCAAGUUAAGCUUCAACAAGAAAAAGAAGCAGUUGUACAUACUCAGUUUUACAUCAAUAACUCUUUGAAAGCAAAAUGUGCGAGUUCAGUUUCUUCAAAUGGUGAUCAAGACUUGGAUUUUGGUAUAACUUUGUUUCUAAAUAAUAAACAAAAAACUAUCAUGGCAAAUCGUAAAGGAAAAUUUAAAAAGCGUCAGUUCUCGAACUUACUGCACGCACUAUUUGAUGUUCUCAUAUAGCUUGAGAGUAAAAUUUAUUUCUAGAGCUG
This is a messenger RNA of Stegodyphus dumicola, 3487 nucleotides long. RefSeq names its product reversion-inducing cysteine-rich protein with Kazal motifs-like. NCBI's taxonomy places the organism in Eukaryota, Metazoa, Arthropoda, Arachnida, Araneae, Eresidae. The record is from RefSeq and is a predicted model, not a curated record. Gene Ontology annotation, cellular component: plasma membrane. Gene Ontology annotation, molecular function: protein binding; metalloendopeptidase inhibitor activity. Gene Ontology annotation, biological process: extracellular matrix organization.